Messenger RNA from Mytilus californianus (California mussel), 1256 nucleotides. Its product is annotated as low-density lipoprotein receptor 2-like. Bases 268 to 1134 code for a protein of 288 amino acids. The record is from RefSeq and is a predicted model, not a curated record. Gene Ontology annotation, cellular component: plasma membrane. The transcript is spliced from 7 exons. Lineage: Eukaryota; Metazoa; Mollusca; Bivalvia; Mytilida; Mytilidae. Gene Ontology annotation, molecular function: protein binding.
CAAUAACAUUGUCCAACAUAGACAUAAUCUUCGAACAUCACCUUAUUUGUUCGUAUAUCUUUGAACUUUUGUACAAACUGACCAUCAUACAAACAGUUAUCACCUAGUGUUAUCUGAAAACUUGAUAUUAUUAUUUGUGCAUAGUCUCAAUCAUAGACUUGUACAUAUUUAUUUAAAAGCUUAAAUACUUACUUAAUGACCAAACAUAAUUUAGUAACCUAUUGAACAUCACAUAAGUAGUUUAUUUACUGUUUUUCUGGGCACUGAAUGUCGGAAUGUUCUUCUAGGAUGCACUGGAAAACAAAAGCUCUACUUUGUGUACUCCUGGUUGGAAUUACAACAGCAUUACGUUUGCCAUAUUACGAAUCGUCCUGCAACCCACUCACAGAGUUUCAGUGUGAUGAAAAUUCAUGGACCGGAACAUUUUGUUUACCCAUUAGUCUGAGAUGUAACGGGAAGUCUGAAUGUAUGGAUAGGAGUGACGAAUAUGGAUGCAAUGUUUCGAUAAUUAACACAGCCUGGGUACGUGAAAAGUCUCAUUGUGGUGAAGAAGAGUUUACGUUUGAUAAUGACAAAUGUUACCCAGAUUCGUGGAGAUGUGAUGGUAUUGUUGACUGCUAUGAUAAUACAGACGAACAGAAAUGUCAAGGUACCACGCUAACAACUGUUACAACCCCAACGGCGAAAACAACAACAUCUGCUCAGAAACUGUGUGCUAAGGGAGAUUUUAUGUGUGCUGAUGGUGAGAGAUGUUGUCCAAAUACAUGGAGAUGUGACGAUAUCAUUGACUGUAAUGACGGGUCAGAUGAACAUCAUUGCCAAGUUGCAACUAACGCACCAGUAUUACUCCAACAGUGUGCUACAGGGAUGGUCCCAUGUGAUCAUGGAAAGAAGUGUGUGUAUAAUGCAUGGAAAUGUGAUCGCAUUGUAGACUGUUUGGAUGGUUCUGAUGAAAGUGAUUGUCAAGACCAUGUUCCGAAAACUGACAAAACAAUAGUGUUGUCAUUUGAAGAUCUCUUGCAUAGACACAAACGGGAAACAAGAAACAAACGACCAGUAGAACUGUCAGCAGCAAAUAGACCUAGGUUAUUUGAUGUCAUUGGAAACAAAGAAACUGAGAAUAGCGAACACUGAAAAGAGUAGAAAAUGUACUGAAAUAAAAAAUAGAUUCAAAUAAAGUAAAUAGAGAUAAAAAACCCAAAUAAAACAUCUCUUUGCAUAUUAAAUUUUUAUAUUUGAUUUACCUUAAAAUUUCA